AUGGAGAAGCUCACCUUCCAGGACGAAUGUCGCCUCAUAAUGGCAGCUUCUACGGCAUUCUCAGCUAUCAGGAAUGAGAUGGAUCCGCGACCAGAUAACACCGGCGCACAGAGCAACACUGCCAAAGACAAAUUGGCACUCGUCAUCGGUCCACCGCCCAUUCCCGUUCAGCGGCAACUCGCUGACCAGAAGCCCAGAUUGCCCUUUAGUAAUUAUAAUGGAGAGCACGUUAUUCAAACUGCGGAAUCCUCCAACGUUCCAAUUCGUUGGAUACCUAUCAAAGGCCACAUCGGCGGUUUCCCGACCCCAAAUAGUCACCAGUCACUUCAGCCACCAGCCACCGAAAUCAUAGGAACCCUAGAGGCACACAGAUAUCAACAGAAUGAGAUGCCCUAA
Molecule: messenger RNA, 396 nt
Organism: Acaulospora colombiana
Lineage: Eukaryota; Fungi; Glomeromycota; Glomeromycetes; Diversisporales; Acaulosporaceae
Source: the annotation of a GenBank genome assembly